This is a messenger RNA of Paramacrobiotus metropolitanus, 876 nucleotides long. RefSeq lists its product as uncharacterized. NCBI's taxonomy places the organism in Eukaryota, Metazoa, Tardigrada, Eutardigrada, Parachela, Macrobiotidae. The transcript has 2 exons. The record is from RefSeq and is a predicted model, not a curated record. Bases 1 to 876 code for a protein of 291 amino acids.
AUGAACCUGGCGGGGGUGCGUAGUAAAAUUUCGACUCACUGGGAAAAAAUCCUACUGACUCACGCUUACGGAAGGUCACUACUGGAUACCGGCUACUUUUCCAUGGAAAAUGCCGCUCGGGAAUGCAGCAAUGCUUUUUACCAGAAUUACACUAAGCGGAAAGCCUUUGGCGAACUGACUGAGAUUAUUGCCAACUGGAAACGUUCGCCCCCAAAAGACUGGACCGCCGCGGCGCAGAGCGUCCGCAACCGGGGAACAGAGUGUAAUCCUGCCACUUGGAUAACAGCGUUUCCCUUGUACUUUUACAAUCGGACGGAGCAGAUGAGUUACUCUGUAGACCGUGUAGCUCGACUUACCCACUCCUCCAAUGACGCCGCCGCUAGAGCACAGUUGCAGGCCUGCGCCAUUAGUCUGGUUCUAAAGAAUAAAAAGAUGAAGGAGCUUGAGUUUCUCGCCGCUCUUGUUGAAUACACUAACAAGUCUCUCCCCGAUUCUGUACGUCAGAAAUUUUAUACACGUAUGAUGAUGGUGCUGGACUACGCGCAACGCGCUGAACCGAAAGAGAAAUUGUUCAAAGCGAUUGGCGUUGGCACCAGCCCUUUGGACGCAGUUCCCGUUGCCAUUUGCUGUGCUGCCAUUGGCCGCCGCAGCGGAUGCCCUUUUGAAGCCACCUUUCAUGCGGCAAUGUCAACUGGAGGAUGCACUGAUGCCAUUGGGACCAUGGCUUGUGCCAUUGCAGGAGCCUGGUCCGGAUUCUCAGGUGUACCUGACGAAAUGGUGGGCAUGUGGGAUGGCCAGGAGCAGAUUUAUGCCUUGGCAAAAGAGCUGUACACAAGUAAGGACGGCACAACGGCGCUGAACGUGAACGUGCUGUGA